GACAGCACUGACCGGCCUUUUCAGCUGAGUCCGUCAGCAGGGUAGUACCAGCCGCCCUACAGCAGAGAAACGAUCCUAUACAAUCCUGCAAAAUGAUUAUCUUCAAGGACAUCCUCACCGGCGACGAGAUGUUUUCGGACAUCUACAAAAUCCAAGAGACCGACAUGAUGUACGAAGUUGAGGGAAAGAUGGUGACAAGAUCGGGGGAUGACAUCGACGAUGCUCUGAUCGGUGGCAACGCGUCGGCUGAGGGUGGUGACGAGGGCACAGAGAACAGCCAGGUGUCGGGCAUUGACAUCGUCCUGAACCACAAGCUCCAGGAGAUGCCCCCCAUGGACAAGAAGGCUUUCCUCGUCUAUGCCAAGGACUACAUGAAGGCAGUGAAGAGCAAGCUGGAGGAGGAGAACCCCGGCCGAGUGGAGGAGUUCAUGAAGGGAGCCCCGGCAGAGGUCAAGAAGCUGGUCGGCAGUCUUAAGGAUUUACAGUUCUUCUCUGGAGAGUCCCAGAACCCCGACGGCUGCUUGGGAUUCCUCAACUUCAGAGAGGACGGCAUCACGCCCUUCAUGCUCUUCUUCAAGGACGGGCUGGAGAAGGAGAAAUGCUGAAUUUCCAAAAUGGUGUCCAGUUGUCUGCUCGUUUCCAGUUGGCUGUGGUGACUGACAACCCCAUAUCUUGUCACUCCCACCAUUUCAUCAUCUGCCUGGACUAGAUGCUUUUUUCUUUUUUUUUAAAGGACUGAAAAUUAACAGUGAACAAUUUUUUUCUUUUGUUUCACCUGCUAAAGACCUCUUGGGAGGUCUUUUAAUGGUAGAUUCCACUUUUUCCCCCUUCCCUCAAGAAGAGGCCAAGUGCACAGUGAAUCUCUACAAAGCCAGUCUCCAAGCCCAUCUGUUUUACAACUUUGAAGUCACUGGGAAGGCACUGGCCAACAUUGUUUACCAUCAUUGCAUCAGUUUUCGCCCCCUCUUCCCUGCAUCCGAGAAAAAUCACGGGAUUGUAUAGGAAAUUCUUCACACCAUUUCUUAAAUUACAUUCGAACUGCUGGCUGAAGGUAUUUUUAUGGCUGCACUUAUGUACUCAUAGGUGGCUGGCAUGAAAACAGCUACUAAAAUAAAAUGACCACGUCAAAGCAACAAAUAAAGUGUACCAACAAAAAAAAGUGA
Molecule: messenger RNA, 1163 nt
Organism: Engraulis encrasicolus (European anchovy)
Lineage: Eukaryota; Metazoa; Chordata; Actinopteri; Clupeiformes; Engraulidae
Gene: tpt1
Product: tumor protein, translationally-controlled 1
Exons: 6
Coding region: 93-605 (170 amino acids)
Cellular component (GO): cytoplasm
Molecular function (GO): calcium ion binding
Source: RefSeq, a predicted model, not a curated record